Molecule: messenger RNA, 735 nt
Organism: Dibothriocephalus latus
Lineage: Eukaryota; Metazoa; Platyhelminthes; Cestoda; Diphyllobothriidea; Diphyllobothriidae
Source: the annotation of a GenBank genome assembly
AUGCCAGAUGAUAUGCGACGGGCAUUUGAAGGGUUUUGCCUGCUAUGUUCUACGAUGGGCGAACAGAUUCCCCUCGGAUUUGUCAUGGGUUUCUUUGUAGAUCUAAUAGUAGGACGUUGGUGGGAUCAGUUCGUUACCAUUCCCUGGCCUGACGAAAUAGUUAUGCUCCUAGCCGCGCACACCAACGGAAAUUCCAAGCGGCUGAAACAUCAGCUAAGGACAUUCGUGCGAUACAUUAACCUUUCCUUCUGUCUCGCCACUCGUGGAAUCUCCUCCAGGCUGCGGCGUCGGUUUCCCACCGAACAGCAGCUUCUCGCUUCAGCAUUAAUCACUCGUGAGGAGUUGAAAGUGUUACAGGAGAGCGCACCAUUCAGUAAACCUGCCUUCUACACAAUACCUCUAUUUUGGGCCGCAGAUCUGCUCACUCAAAUGCGCUAUGAGGGCAGCAUUAUAGGAGACCAGGCAGUAGCAACGAUUAAUUCUGAGUUACUGGACUUUCGGAGAGGUCUAGAAAAACUGAUCAUGUUUGACUGGAUAAACACCCCUCUCGCAUACACACAGGUUGCCACCGUAACCGUCCACAGUUACUUCAUCUCGUCGCUUUUCGCUUGGCAAUUCCUCGAUACGGACCAACACUAUGCCAACCAUUCCAUCGAUAUGUAUGUCCCCGUGUUUGGCAUGCUUCGUUUCCUCUUCUACAUGGGCUGGCUAAAGGUAUGUGCAUUUAGUAGGUAA